AUGAAGGGGUGCAUUUUUAAUAUUGAUGCAGGAUACCUAGAAGGCCUGUGCAGGGGCUUUAAGUGUGGUAUUUUAAAACAAGCUGAUUACCUUAACUUGGUACAGUGCGAGACCCUGGAAGACUUAAAACUUCACCUUCAAGGAACUGACUAUGGAACAUUCUUAGCGAAUGAGCCCAGCCCACUCGCUGUGUCUACCAUUGAUGAUAAACUACGUGAAAAGCUCGUCAUCGAGUUUCAGCAUCUCCGCAAUCAUUCAGUGGAACCCAUGUCCACAUUUUUGGAUUUUAUCACUUACAGCUACAUGAUUGAUAAUAUUAUCUUGUUGAUCACUGGUACUCUUCACCAGAGACCUAUUUCUGAAUUGAUUCCGAAAUGUCACCCACUGGGUUCAUUCGAACAAAUGGAAGCUAUACAUGUAGCAGCAACACCAGCUGAGCUUUACAAUGCUGUUUUGGUGGACACCCCACUAGCACCAUUUUUUGUAGACUGCAUCAGUGAACAAGAUUUGGAUGAAAUGAAUAUUGAGAUUAUUCGUAACACACUAUACAAGGCAUAUUUGGAAGCUUUCUAUGAGUUCUGCAAGCAAAUUGGUGGAACUACAUCUGAUGUUAUGUGUGAGAUUUUAGCAUUUGAGGCUGACCGGCGUGCCAUUAUUAUUACUAUCAAUUCCUUUGGAACUGAACUUUCAAAGGAUGAUCGUGCAAAAUUGUACCCACGCUGUGGUAAACUUAACCCUGAUGGAUUGGCUGCUUUAGCCCGCGCGGAUGACUACGAACAAGUGAAAGCUGUUGCGGAGUAUUAUGCAGAAUAUUCUGCUCUCUUUGAAGGUGCAGGAAGCAAUGUUGGAGACAAGACAUUGGAAGAUAAAUUCUUUGAGCAUGAGGUAAGCUUGAAUGUAAUGGCCUUCUUGCAACAAUUCCACUUUGGAGUAUUUUACUCGUACCUAAAGCUAAAGGAGCAAGAAUGCAGGAAUAUUGUAUGGAUCAGUGAGUGUGUGGCACAAAAGCACCGUGCUAAAAUUGAUAACUACAUUCCCAUAUUCUAA
This is a messenger RNA of Leptosia nina, 1047 nucleotides long. Lineage: Eukaryota; Metazoa; Arthropoda; Insecta; Lepidoptera; Pieridae. The record is from the annotation of a GenBank genome assembly.